AUGCAUUGUCUAUUUUUCGCUAUUCCAAGACCAAAAAUUCUCUUUCCUUUAAUAAUCUUGGCAUCACUAGGCCUCUUCUUUCUACUAUCAUAUAGCUAUGAACCAGUUACCGGAUACGUAGACACAAUACUCGACAAAAGUGCGGGCAACGACACCGCAAGCAUCGAUGACUUGACUAUAUACUCGGGCCCAAACGUAAACUACUCGAGUAUCGAAGAAGAGACAGACCAAGAGAAGUUUUUGACAUAUUUACCACAUAGUGGGUUUCACUACCAACGCAUUUCGCUCGAGAAUGCGAUAUUUCUCGCGUGGGCGACAAACAGAACAUUGGUGAUUCCGCCCCUUAUCUUCGGUGCUAAAAUCCCAUAUCAAACAUUUUCUUUACUUGCUAAUAGAUUAAGUCUAAUAGGCAAGGAAGUUUUGCCUGAUUGUAGUAAUGAAACUAUUGCCGAGAAAAAAGAAGCUUGCAACACGAAAUACAAUAAAAGUUUCCGUACAUUGGUGAAAUGGGAUCUAGUGAUGGAUCUUUCUUUUACCAAAGAUAAUAUUCGUACAGUGCAUCGAAGCGAUUUCAACCAAUCCGCUCUGUUUCACCUGGUUAACGUAACAGAUACGAAACAAGUGUAUGUUCAAUCGGAUGAGAAACUAUACGACUUUCAAGUUGUUGAUAAUCCCGAUGCCAAUUUAAAUCAGCAUUUUCAAAAUAAAUUGUUCCUUUCUGAUCUUAAAUUACGACGGGAGAAACUUUUGUGUUUUGGGAGUAUUUUUAGCUCGAAGAGAAUUGCCGCGGAGCUAUCGGAAAAUAAAGAUUUCUUUAACCAAGUUCGAAAGCAUAUGAUUAUUGGCAAUCCAAUAAUGCUAGGAGUAGUGGAGAAGAUAGUGGAUGAAUUGGGUGGAUUGGCGAGUUUUGUAGGUGUUUAUGCGAGAAUAGGAGAUGAUAAAACUUUUGAUAACGUCACCACUUCCACGAUAAAAAAUAUCACAAAACAACUGAUCGAUGAAUAUGCUCCAGAAUUGAAAUCUGAUAUCAAAUUAGACGAGGAAGCAACCAAAGACGCAGGAAACAAAGAUCUUUAUGAUAGUUUGGAUGACACUGAGGAAAAUCAAAAUAUUUCCGAAACACCAAUUGAGCGACGUAGCUUUGCUGUUAGUCGGGGUAUUCAAGCAUCUGGUCUUGUAGCUGAUUGUCAAUCAAAAGUUGAACCUACACAAAAUGACAUGCCUAUUAUUUAUAUUGCUACGGAUUUAUCACAUCCACGGGAAGCAUUCAAAGAGAUUUUCUCAGCAUUCCCGUGUGUUUUUGUUCUUAGUGAUUUCAAUGACCAGUUGAAACCAAUCGACUCGAUUCAAAAUCCCUCUGAUAAUACGACACUUGCUCAUUAUUUAUUACCGUUGGUUGAUUUGAAUGUCGUCGCGAGUGGUCAACGAUUUAUUAGCACGGAACGCAAGGUUUCUUCAAAUUAUGCCGCACAUUUACAUCAGAAUUUGGUUGGGCCUGAAUAA
Molecule: messenger RNA, 1503 nt
Organism: Ambispora gerdemannii
Lineage: Eukaryota; Fungi; Glomeromycota; Glomeromycetes; Archaeosporales; Ambisporaceae
Source: the annotation of a GenBank genome assembly